ACAGAGCCGUUGGCCGUAUUUAUUUAUUACAAGCUUUUGCUUAUCCAUAUGUUUUUUUUUUUACAUUUAUUUUUUCUGAAGACAUUUGUUUGUAAUAUUUGGCUGGGAUAUGCAACUCUAUGACUCUACAGAUAGUAUAAUCUUCGCAAGACAAGCUUGCAAAUUUUAGAUUUAAUCCCAACACGCCUUCUGUUGCACUGUGAGGUUGGGCUACACUUGCGUCUUCCAUUGACAUUAACGCAGACGUUAAUAUGUCUAAAUUAGUGUUUUAACAGCCAAAACAGCGGUGUAUAACGUACAUGUAAAUAGUUAGACACGAAAGAUUUUUGAGUUAAUUUCUCGAUAUUCUGCUUCUCUAGCCUGGCGCUGACUCGAUGAUUCUGAGCGUGAUUUGUUUGGUCUGGGUAAAACGCGGCUUGUUUGACAAUCUGGGAAGUGGCUCAACAUGAACCAGUUUCACUUAUUUACUUCGAAAUCCAAGACCAAACUGUACCAAUUUCAGAGACUUUUUUGACUUUUACAAGAAUAAUGGCGUCUGUAAUGGAAGAUCCCACGCUUGAAAGACAUUUUAAAGGUCACAAAGAUGUUGUGUCCUGUGCCGACUUCAGCCCCAAUAAUAAACAGCUUGCUACUGGAUCCUGUGACAAGAACCUUAUGAUCUGGAACCUCACUCCUAAAGCCAGAGCAUUCAGGUUUGUGGGUCACACAGAUAUCAUAACAGGUGUCCAUUUUUCUCCAAGUGGUUCCUUGGUGGCAUCUUCAUCCAGAGAUCAAACAGUUCGACUGUGGACGCCCAGCAUAAAGGGCGAGUCGACUGUGUUCAAAGCUCACACAGCGAGCGUUCGAAGCGUUCAGUUCUCCAGCGAUGGCCAAAGGCUGGUCACGGCUUCAGAUGACAAGUCUGUGAAAGUGUGGGGUGUUGAAAGGAAGAAAUUCCUCUAUUCUCUCAACCGGCACACCAACUGGGUGCGCUGUGCGAGGUUUUCUCCAGAUGGUCGUCUUGUUGCUUCCUGUGGUGAUGACAGGACGGUUCGCCUCUGGGAUACAUCCUCGCGUCAGUGCAUCAACAUUUUCACAGACUACGAAGGGUCAGCAACGUUUGUGGACUUCAAUUCUAGUGGCACGUGCAUUGCAUCAUCAGGAGCGGACAACACAUUGAAAAUCUGGGAUAUUCGUACAAACAAAUUAAUACAACAUUACAGAGUUCAUAGUGCACGGGUCAACUGCUUUUCCUUUCAUCCAUCCGGAAACUAUCUGAUCAGCGGUUCAAGUGACAGUACAAUGAAGAUCUUAGACCUGCUGGAGGGGAGGCUCAUUUACACCCUUCACGGCCACAAGGGUCCAGUGCUGGCUGUGGCGUUCUCUCGAGACGGAGGUCUGUUUGCUUCAGGAGGUGCUGAUUCUCAGGUUCUGAUGUGGAAGACCAACUUCGAUUCACUGAAUUACAGAGAUCUGUUGAGCAGGCACAGCAAACGAGUCACUCCGGAUCCACCUCCACACCUGACGGACAUUUACCCUCGAGCACCUCACCCACACAAUGCUCAGAAUGGCACAGUAGAGAUUAAUCCCAUUGUUGCUGAUACUCAGUCUGGUGACCCAGAGGUGGUUGAAGUGGGACGUGUUCUUUUCUCCACAGCGAAAUAUGGGAAUGUCCUCAUUCUUCUGUGCAAAAUGCUGCCCUUUCUGCUUUACAAGCGGAUUGAGGAAAUGCUGCGAGACGGCACACUACAGACUGUGUGUGCCUUGCAUGUUUACAGGAAGUCUCUUUCUCUGGCCCUUUCUUUCCCCCUCUCUUUUUUUCUUUCUUUUUUUGUUGUUGAGCACACUCAUUCUGGCUGUGUAGAGUAGCUCGAGCGUGACAUCAAAAACACACAGAGCACACACGUGCCUAAAGCUGGGCUCUGAUGUGACCUCACUUUGCCGCUGGAGCCAUAGACUAAUAAUAGACUCCUCCACACUGUGUCUUCAGCUCUCUCCCUCUCUUCCAUUUUUCCCUUUUGUCUGUACACACUGUACUACACAGACAAAACAAUUGUUCGGCUUAGUCGCCUGCACACUCACUGACUAGUCGAUUAGUUCUGCCACUAUAUUCACGGGAUAGGUUUUGACUAGUUGUUGAUCAUGUGAUUUCAGUUACACUUGUUCUGUGCUAAGUCCCAGCUGGUGUUGCUGUGCGUCUUUAACCACAUUCAUGCUUUUGCAAAUCGCAUCAGGAUUUGAUUGUUAUUCACGAGCAUCAAACUCCGUUUAAAUGGAUUCUGUUUAAUUGGGUGUAUUUCCGUUGUUUUUAUGAGAUAUGAAAGACAUUUGCUAAUGCUGCAUGUUACACAGGAUGUGUUUUGGACGGUUUUGAAUCAGUCUUUUUAAACAAGCCAUUAAAGGAAUCAGCUCAUAGUA
This is a messenger RNA of Carassius gibelio (silver crucian carp), 2397 nucleotides long. Its product is annotated as POC1 centriolar protein homolog B-like. Gene Ontology annotation, cellular component: centriole; ciliary basal body. The record is from RefSeq and is a predicted model, not a curated record. The transcript has 11 exons. Gene Ontology annotation, biological process: cilium assembly. NCBI's taxonomy places the organism in Eukaryota, Metazoa, Chordata, Actinopteri, Cypriniformes, Cyprinidae. Gene Ontology annotation, molecular function: protein binding. The coding region runs from base 529 to 1848 and encodes 439 amino acids.